Molecule: messenger RNA, 11246 nt
Organism: Dunckerocampus dactyliophorus (ringed pipefish)
Lineage: Eukaryota; Metazoa; Chordata; Actinopteri; Syngnathiformes; Syngnathidae
Product: zinc finger protein aebp2-like
Exons: 9
Coding region: 41-1363 (440 amino acids)
Biological process (GO): regulation of transcription by RNA polymerase II
Cellular component (GO): ESC/E(Z) complex
Source: RefSeq, a predicted model, not a curated record
UCUGCCUGUCUAAUUUGCAUAGCGAAAGCGUCGGCGCGGUAUGGCUGCCACUGAAAUGGCGGCACCCGUCACCGAGGUAAGUCCUUCGGUGCGUGUCGCGAACAGUGCUUCGGUUGAGAACGACACCGAGGUCGACCGCCAAACCCAGGCGGAAACGGGGGAAGCAGACGUCUGUGCGGUGCCGAAAAUGGCGGAGGACGGUGAGGCGGCGGAGCAGGCCGCGAGCAAGGCGCCGGCUGUGGCGGUGACACCCGCUGCCCAAGAUACCGAGAUGCCUCCGGCAGAACCGCAGCUGAACUCGGGGGAUAAUAGCCGUGACACGCUGAAAGGAGCUAAAGAAGAGCCCGGGGAGGAGAGCCGCUGUUCGGGUAUGGACUGCGACAAGACCAAAGCGAGUUGCGAAGACGACAAAGUGAACGGCGGCGAUGGAGAGCUGGGGGAGAAGAGGCGACCCAGCCUGGAAAUCUCAUCAUCGGACGGCGAACCGCUCAGCCGUAUGGACUCCGAAGACAGUAUAAGCAGCACACUGAUGGAGAUGGAGAGCACGGUGUCAAGUGGCCGCUCGACCCCGGCUAUGAUGAACGGACAGAGCAGCGCCAGCUCCUCGGCUGCUAAGUCUGUGGCUUACUCUUGUUGCUGGGACCUUUGUCUUCAGUACUUCAACUCCAGUCCAGAUCUUGCUGAGCAUAUCAGGGGCGUCCAUGUGGAUGGACAAAGAGGGGGGGUGUUUGUGUGUCGUUGGAAAGGUUGCAAGGUGUACAACACUCCCUCAACUAGUCAGAGUUGGCUCCAGAGACACAUGCUGACCCACAGUGGCGACAAGCCCUUUAAGUGUGUGGUUGGUGGCUGCAAUGCAAGUUUCGCUUCACAGGGAGGGCUGGCUCGCCACGUUCCCAGUCACUUCAGCCAACAGAGCUCUUCCAAAAUGUCCAGCCAAGCCAAACUCAAGGAGGAGUCACCCUCCAAGGCGGGCCUCAACAAGAGGAAGAAACUCAAAAACAAACGCAGGUGCUCCCUACCGAGGCCCCAUGACUUCUUUGAUGCUCAAACCAUGGAUGCCAUCCGUCACCGAGCCAUCUGUCUCAACCUUGCUACUCACAUUGAAAGCGUGGGCAAUGGCCACAGUGUGGUCUUCAACAGCACGGUGCUAGCCAAGAGGAAAGAGGGCUCAGGAAAGGUGAAAGUCCUUUUACACUGGACGCCUGAAGACAUUCUGCCUGACGUGUGGGUGAAUGAAACCGAGCGAUCUCAACUGAAGACGAAAGUGGUGCACUUAUCCCAGUUGCCGCAGGACACUGCCAUGCUGCUGGACCCAAACAUAUACAGAGCACUCCCACAGAAGAGACUGAAGCAGAGCCUGUAAGGAGUCGUCUCUGGACUUUUUCUAUUCCUUGCUCUUAGAAGUUUUUUUUGCUUUUUUUCUUAUUGGGAUGGGACACUCGUCGUUGUCGUUCUCUGCUGAGGAGUAAAGUGGUGAUACAUUGAAGUGAAACCGACUUUUUUGGGAGUAUUUCAGUUUGUCGCGUGUGGGACAGGAAACAAUAUGAACCCUUUUUUUCUUCAUCAAGAACAUGGAACUUGGAUUUUUUUUUUACCAAAAAAAAACCAAACACCCCCACCCCCCCGGCAAAAAUCUCCUGAUACCUUAUGGUGAAAAAACUGUUUGAUGCAACCUUGUCUAAACAAUAAUUUCUAGUGUUUUGUGUCAAUGACAUAUGCAAAUUUGUAACUUAUUUUUUUAUAACAAAAACGAUUGUCCAUGUUGUGGAUGUACAGUAUGUCAGCAUUUUCAAUGGAAUUACUGUGAUAAGCUACAGACAGUUAUAUUGUUAAUAUGUUGUGUGUGUGUGUGAAACAAGUCCAUACAGUAUUAUUUAUACUCACAAUAGGCAGUGGUUUUGAUUGAGUGGUUUUAACCCGUGGGGAAGUAUGUACACAUGUUACAGAAGCAAUAAUUACGCUGAUAGAAACUCCCGUGCAGCUCACAUAAGCCCUCUCCGCAUUAACAUUUCCAGGAAUUUAUUUACCCGGGUAAAAUUAUUCUCUGUAAUCUAUGAGGUUUACAUUUCCAUCACACUUCAAAGAUUCUGAAAAUGUAUUCAAAUUUGGUCCCUGUAGACUCACCCUGCAACUAGGUACUUUCCAGGGAAAAUGUGUGAUCAGGAGCUUUUUUUUUUUUUUUAUCCGGGUAAAUUUGGUGGAAAUGUGCCAGGAUUUUUCCAAAUUCCAGGUGGAGCCCUGCCGUGGUAAAGGGGCAAUACGGUCGGCUGCAUGACCGACAGGUCAGCACAGACACUCCAAACUGUGCCUCCCUGCUUGUAUAUUGUGUAAAUCCUUCUUGUCAUUACACUUACAAAUCAGCCAUCUAAGCACUUAAAAUCCUUUUUAAGCUACUUUUGUUUUCUACUGUGUGUUGUACCAUUUAAAUGGGUGUUUGUGUUUGGAAUAAAAUAAGGCACAAGAUACAUGCUGACAAAUGUAGGUUGUUUUUACAGAUGAGAAUGGGAGUGUAGAAGUGCCAGAAAGAAGCAAUACUUCUGUUGUGGUCUCAGUGAGUUCCUCAUGUUUACAUUGGCAGGAUUGGCUGCCUUAUUUGGCAUCCACUAGCCGAAAAAAGCUUUGGAGCCAUGCUGUGGAGAAGCUAAUGACUAGGCCAGCAGGCUGAAUCUCUGUCGGCCUCAGCUGAAAACGGAGUUCACAGAAAGGUCCACUUGCUUGCUCUCUCAAUUGGACUUCAUUGAAAUGUAGGGCUUAUGGAGUUGAUAAUGAAACCUUCAGGUGUUGGACUUUCAUUCAAGAAGGCAAGUUUUUUUGCUUAUUGUGUCUACUGUAUUUGAUAAUAUGAGGUUAAAAGUGACUUUAGGGGUGUUAUUUUAAGGCUCUAAUAAUGUGAAAGAACAUUUUUAGAAAUUCAUGAGCAGGUUUUCUAUGCCUUAACUACGAAAAUAUUAAUAUUAAAUCCUACUUUGUGGAAAUUCACCUAUCAAACCAAUUAAGUGGGAUACACGAGGGACAAUUGUAUUAUCUUUGCGUUUUAGGAAAACAAGAUAUACUACACACACAUCAGCUCUGACUUUGGAAAACAGUGAUUGACAGUGACCGCUAACUAUUUGUGUUUGACUCAUCUUCAAGAUUCAAGAGAGUUUUGUCGUGCAUAGUGAAACAGCAGUUAUACCAUGCAAUGAAAAUCUUAUUCUGUUCAUUCUCCCAAGAAAAGAAAGAAAACACAAGAAAGAAUAAAAACAUCUUGAUUUGGUCCUAUCCGAAUACUCGAUUAGUCAACUAAGGAAAUCAUGAAUGAACUAAGAAAAUAAUUGUUAGUUGCAGCCCUAACAUGAGCCGACUUACACCAAAACUGCACUUCACAGUCUAGGAACGGAACUCGUACGGAACCAGAGGACACCUGUACUCUGACUUGUUAUGAACUGACACAGUUACUUGACUGCAGUAUCCAAUCACUCAUUCUAUACUCAAGUCACUGCAGACAGUUCCAUUAAUUAUUCUUAGUCUUUUAUAUGCAACAUCAGUGGCCUGGAAACCUUGAGUUUGGUGACUGUUAUCGAAAAUUACUUCACACUGAGUAUGUCAAGGGAAGAGAAUUGUAGCUGUUGGAUAUAUUUACGUGUCUUCAAGAUUCAAGAGAGUUUUAUUGUCAUGUGCAUGGUAAAACAGCAGUUAUACCAUGCAAUGAAAAUCUUAUUCUGUUCAUUCUCCCACGAAAAGAAAGAAAACGCAAGAAAGAAUAAGAACAUAAGAAACAUAAACACAUAAACAUACAGUAUAUACCAAUGAAUUGAAUGUCUUGAAUGUCUCCACUUCAUUUGCACAUCGUGUUUUUUGACAUUUUGAAUACUGAAUUAUUUCUGAGGAUUUUGUGUACUUCAGCUCACAGAAUGAUUGCCAGAAGGAAGCAUGCUUUUUAAGUUGGACAGCCACAAUGCUCGCCAAAUCCUAAACGUUGUGUGUGUCAACCCUGGAGGAGGACCCUGGGAUACUUACAUCGGUUUGCAAAAAUCAUAAGAUGCAUACUUUUCUCUUCUUCUUUUUCAAAGCAAAAAGAAGAUGUGAACAUUUUGUUUGUCUUAUCUGAAUUGUCAUUUUGUUAUUUUCAUUCUUCCCUCUCUGAACUCUGUUUGGAAAAUGGUGGAUCUCUGAACUUCUAUUGUCCUGCUACUAAACUUUGGAAUCCAUUCAUUGCCCACAGAUGAGACGUAUUCACUCUCACCUGAGUAUAGCUGUCUUUAGUGUCCCAACUGUAAAACAGCCACUCUCCAUUCGUCACAGAGAGUGAGUCAUCAAAACGUGGAUGCUUUGCUUGAACACUCGACUAGUUUCUUAGGCACACAUAAUUUCUGUGAAAAAAAUGAAUCCUACAAUAAAAACAUUGUACCGGUGAUGCAUUAUCAUGUGACAUAGCGUCCCAGGAUGAUACAGUGCGAUCCAAAACUGAGCAUUACUAUCAUAAUCCUUGUUACAUCUUUUUUACUGGCUCUCAUUAGAUUGUGGUCAGUGAAAGAGAAAUUGUAUGCACUGGUGCAGUAUGUACACCAUUGACUGACUCCAAAUUGUUAGUGUGAAAAUCUAAACUCAUGAAUUGGGAGUGUGUAGCAAUUAUAUAACUCAUCAUUGUAUCUGACCUGCCUGUAUUAAUGAGCUAAUGUCAAGCUUUGCUAUUCUUGCCCAAGACUCAAUUGCUGCUCGUUCAGCACGCAGACUCAGCCACUGUGCCGGACGCCCCUUUAGCCAUUUACCCAGCAUCAUGCUCUCCCUUUCCGUGUUUUUUUUUUUUUAUUUUAUUUUUUUCAGACCGUGCAAUUGCAAUGGGUUUUAUUUACAGACGAUAUUUUGUCAUCAUCCAGAUUGUGUCAUCAGUGCUGUAACAAAGGCUAGUGCAGGGGAAACAUGGCAUUUCGGCUAUGACUUCUGUCUGCUGUGUUCUCAAGAUACAGCUUUUCUCCAAACAAUACAAAGGUACUUUUAGUUGUAUCAGGCAUUAAAAUGAACAAGAAACUGAGGAAACAAGGGUGGUCUAUCGUUUUUUCCAUGACUGUAUGGACGUUAGAUUGUAGUUAAUCACUCAGUCAGCUAAAUUGACAUUUGUUUACAUUCUCAAGACACGUGUCAUAAUUUCUAUAUUUCAAGGCAGUAUUACUGGUUUAAGGAGACUUCGAUUGAAGGAGGUGCGCCUGAUUGCUGGCCAACAUCAGUUUGGAAAAUGCGCCUUGAAUCUGGCUGCUGCACAGGAGGAUUCACGAGGGUCAAGGGCCUAUUGCAACAUGGCUGUGCAGUGAUGACAGAUGUAGAAAUACUUAGCUGGACCUGUUUUUUUUUUUGCAUGUGUGUGUAUGUCAGGCCCUCAGGAACAGUAAUUAGUGAAGGCUUAUUCACCAUGGCCAGCAUCAGCUUCUUGUUUACCUUGAGUGUCACAAAGCAAAUACUCUAUGCAUUGUACUCCUUUCUCAGAAGGAUGGAGGUCACCGUAUGGGAAGAAUGGGCUACUGCUGCUGCUGCUUCUGUUUAAACACUUUUGUAGCCUCAGGCAGACUGAAAUGUACUUCAGUGUGUUUCUACUGUGGUGUGCAGCAAAAACGGCAUGCGAUGCAGAUGGAGAGAACUGAGCUUUUUACGUUUUGAGUUUUAUUGAUCUGUUUUAUCUCCAUUUUACUGUGAGGUAUCAGUGGAGUAAGCGAGUUUCUCUGCUGGCUGAACCGGACCCCUCUUUUCUCUGAUGAUUAGAUACACUUAUCCUUGACAUGUAACUGGCCUGCUGUUCGCCGCCCAGCAGUUUGUAAGAAUUUCUCCAUGCUCAUCUCUUUGGUCCUCAUGUGAUUAUCUUCAGGAAAACAGCAGCAGUUGAUCCUACAUUUAUGUGUUUGUGUCUUUCACAGAGAACCCAGAAAAACCACAACUGUGAUUCACAAAGCACUCAGAUAAAUGCAUUGCAACGACCUCACCACUGUCUGAUGGGCUGUUGAAUUACUUGUCGGACAGUGACAAUUGCCUUUUAGGCACAGCAAUGCAGUAUGGCUGUUGAUGCUACCGGACUUUGUCUCGUUCAUAGCGACUUUUGAGGAGUGUAUGGAAGGGGCUUAAAGCAUGCCAGUCGGGAUUUGAUAGGUCCGUUUUUGUUCUCCUUCACUGCUGAACUAAAGCUGGGCCUGUCAAAAUAAGUAGCAAAUCAAUUCACGGCACGAAAAAUAAAACCGAACUGGAUAAUUUUGCCAUCCUCACUGUUUUUACACGUGCAUCCGUUUUUGUUUUCCUCCUCGCUCUCCGCCAAUCAGGCUGGAUGACAAGACGGUUCAGUCUGUGCAUCUGUCUCAAUACCUGGGCAUGUUGGUUCUAUAGCGGAAUGAACAGAGCGAACCCUCCUGUAAGUCUUGCAGUCUCUUUGUCCCAGUAAGGAGAGGUGCGCCACGUGCUAGCGAGUGCACUACUUGCUAGCUGUGUGUCGUGUGCUACACCAUCUGAUAACUUACUUCAUGCCUGUUGUGCAUAAAACAUGAUCUGAUGUCAAUUUCAUCCCGUGCAUUUCAGGUGGUUGAGAAGAAGUCCCACAUGAUCAACACCAUGAUUGUUUACAAGUGAGCUCAGGGGAGGUGUGCAGCACACACCACAGUACAGAGCUUGCCUCAUUGGAUAGUUUUUAUUUUUAAUUAUUGGUUAUUAUUGGAGCUAAUUUUAAUCUUAUCGGCUUUAUCCGUAUGACGUCAUAAUUCACCAUAGUCAUAGUCAGGACAAAAUUUAACAUGCACGGAUUUUGGAGACUCAAGUGGAAUAAAGACUGCAGUGAAAGAGUUUCAUUUUCCAAAAUACUGUAGAUGAGUACAAGAUAUAAUAUUGUCAGACUGCGUGUCCCAGUCAGAUAUCGUGCAAAUGAAGCUUUUGGCCUGAGCUUGUUUGAGGCAGCUGACUCACCAGGUUUGUUUUUGGCUGCCUGCUCUGGUAAGAUUAGCUAAGGUACUGGCGACCGGUUGUUGUAGCCGCAUCUCUUACACACAUGGACAUGUCACGCUAAAUCUGGUUUGGUUGCUCCCUCUUCUGCGAAACGUUCUCAAUGACAGCUGCAUUUCCAUUUGUGACGAAAACUUGAAGUCUUUAGUUGAGGAAACAAUGGUCCUACAUGAGAAAGUGUUGUCGUAUUACUUGUCAGUGUCGGUCAUGUUCUCUUCAGCAGGAUGCAACCAAUGACAUUAGGGAUCACAUUUAAAUAGAACAUGGCAUGUCUUGACAGUGUCCAGUCCCCAGAUGGAUGCUGUUCCAAGCGUUGUGUCAUUGCUGGCCAGGUUAUGUAACCUUCACCUCAGCAUGAAAUGUUUGACAUGUGCACAUAUCAGCGUUGAAAAAAGGCAAGAUGACAAGCUGCCUCCUGUUCUCAGAGGGAGUGCAGGAGAACACUGAUGAUGAAGGCUGAGCCUUGGAGGAGGCGAGGGGAGCACCACGCGUGCAGAGGGACCUUUUGUAGCCUCUUGCCUCUCAGGGCUCCUUUGGCCUGUGGAUAAUUGAUGAGUAGAGUGAAUAAGAGAUGCAUUUGUGACUGUCAGCCAGCCUGAUGGGGACAGACACAACUCAAGUUUGGCUCUCCUCAUCUAGCUGAUGAUGACAAUGAUGAGGACAAUGUCCGUGUUUCUUCCUCGUACUCUUGGGCCGGUGGAGCAUCAACGCUGUCAUCGACGCUCUACCUCUUUAAGAGGGCCACAGAGGGUUGGCCUUGACAUGAAAAGGCCAGGAGAGGGUCAAGUGCAGAGUUAGUGUGUCGAGCAGGUGAAGAGUGUAGAGAUUUAGGAUGGUAAUAGGAAUCACAAAAGAAAUAAAACUUAGUGUGUUAGAAAGAGUACAAACAAUUUGACUGGACCAGGAUAUUGGUUGACCUCACCAUCCCCCAGCAUACAUUCUUAAAACCUUCGCAUUCCAGGAUUUUUUGGUUAUGACCCAUAAAAUAGUCAUACCCACUGUAAAAGUAAGCUGUCAUUGAACCAUUUGGAGACGAGGAAUGGCUACGGGCUCUUUAAAAGCAAGCAAAAUGUUUAUUUUAUUCCCAGCUGUCAGAAUGUGAGUUUCAAAACACUGAAAAUGAAGGAUUUUUACACAGGUUGGUCUGAAAUUAAGAUCAGGCGUUCCAUUUGGAGACCCUUAGUCAAAGUCUUGAUUAACCUCAUAGAAACAAGGAUGAAGACGACUGUGACACGAGACUUUUGCAUCGCAUCCGCGCAUGUGAACUCUGUGGAACACAUACACAGCGAUGAACGCGCACUGAUACGAUGGGAGAGAAAGUAACGCAGAGCGAUUGUGAGGUCAUUUUUUUCCAUGAGGCAUUUUUGUGAUGCAAAUGUUUUCCUCUGUUGAACGCAUGUUGUUUUGAGAAGCCAAACUCUUUACUUAAGUGUCCCCACCAACUAACCGGAACUGUGUUCCUCAUCACCGAAAUCUGACCAGAACUCAGCUCACGGGACAAAGUGGGGGAAAAGUCAUAGUUGAUGCACUACACUGCUGAUGGGGAUGUCAUACAACUUCAUGUCAAAAAUCCAAACUAUCCCUUUCAAAUCCAAGGCACUGCUGGCACUGUUAUUCCACUGGCAGAAGAGCGCUCUGCCUUUACUAAUCAUUGUUCCACCGCAGUCCAGGGGUUGUGACCCUUACUGUGCUUGUGGGCUUUCCUCUGAGAUUGAUGUGACAUGUACAUGUAUGUGCGCAGAUGAAAAAUAUUCAUGAUAUACCUCUGUCAAGUAGGAGCCAGCAGCUUGGUGCAAUACACCUUGGUUGCCUUCCAACAAAGCUGUACAGAAAAGAGAGUGGUCUCCAUUGCUACAGUACACUGUUGGUUACAUUUACAUAAUGUAUGUCCAUGAGUGUUAAAAUAAAGUACAGGCAGUGCUCGGUUUAGGAUGCUCCGUGUUACGACGUUUCAUGGUUAGGAAUGUGCUGGCAUAAAUGAAUUAAAAACUUACGUUUGGUCUGUAGACACAAGACUUUGCCACACACGGGAAUGCAGUGUGUGCAUUUGCAGCCACAGUGAGGAAACUUUUUACACUUCAUUGUCUCUCAAGGAACAGUGCAACAAAGAAAAGGAAAGUCAUCACCGUGGAAGUGGAAAUGAGCGUCGUAGAAGGCUCAGGCAGAGGAGACGCCACUCUUUUGGUCUCAAUCGCUCGACCGUCACGACCAUCAUUUACUCAUUCAAUCCCAGCCGUUUUUUUUAAAGACAACCCCUUCAGUAGCGGCCAUUUUAGACGAUUUUGACUGAUCUUUCAAGGCACACGGAAUAUUGUGUUCUAUGGCUAUGUAAACAUGAAACCUACCAAAUGAAAGAUUAGACUCCCUCCUGUCUUUCAUCAGAAAAAAAGUGUAUUUGUAUCGUUUUCAGUUCGUUAGUAAUCAGCAGUGGAACAUACAGUACAGUAGGUAAGUUUCAGGAAAAUAUCAGUUUGCCACUAGAAAAGGGAGAAAAGCAGCUUUGUGUUGAUACAUUUCAAACAUAACUUUCACUUUGACACAUAUUUUGUGCUUUUGUGACAGCUCAAAUAUCUACACAAGUAUACCAACAUAAAAAAACACAAAAAAUGGGUUGUUUUACAUCAAAAUAAUUUAUUUACAAAUAUAACAUAAAUGUAAAGAUACGAUUUUCACAUUUGGAACUGAACAAAGUAAUUUCCUGGGUCGCCUUUUUAAUAACCAUUCAGCUGUUGUGGAGACAAUUUACAUGUCAAUGUAUUCCCUCAGCGAGGGAUUACCGACAGAAAUUGGACAUGUUAGAGAUUUGAUAGAAAGUGGUGUUGUACAAAUGGCCCCUGAAGAAAUCUCUUUUCUGUCCCUGACAUGAAUACUGAUGCCAGGUUUUCAGCGUCCGUGGUUAACUGCUGCAAACAUGUACAGUACACCGCCAUGUGGCUAAGAUGUUCUACGGGUUCAGGACGAUACUUGGAGUCAUCUUGUAAGGGCAUUGCUAAUUUUCAUGCGAUAAAUGUGAUUGAGAUUUAAUGUAAUGUGAUGAUGUACUCUUUUUAUUUUUCUACUAAAACCAUGAUUACCUUAAAAUCAUGCUGGCCACUAGAAAGAGUGUAUCUGUCAACCUUCUAACACAGCGUUAUUGGCCCACAGCACAUCCUAAUGUAUAUUUUUUAAGAAAAAAAAAUUACCCAGAGCCCAAAGUUUCUCAAAAAAAGUCCGUAGGAGGACGUGGGUUGCUGAAGAUUGGUAGAAAACAGUUAUUUAUUUUAUUAUUUUAUUUCUGUUCAGCCACCAUGUCUCCGUUGGUGUGUGGCAACAAACUCAUUUCAUUUUAACAAGCUUCAUUUCCAUCAUUUGGAAAAUGGAACAAAAGACGAAGACUCUUGUAAGUGUAUUUUCAGAGGAAGAAAAUGUACCACUGUUGGAGGGAUGCCACGAAACACUCGGCUCACAAGACGACACGCUGCACCAGAUUGGGUCUACGAGAACGAGAUGAGUCGAGCUUUUCGCUUUACUUUUCAGAAAAGUACAAUGAAAACAUAAAAAACAUAUGACAAAUUACAAUAUAUGAAUAUAAUUUCUACUACGCUACACUCUUUUGCACUCACUCUGUUCAUGCCAUUGUUCUAUGGCACAAGUGCGCCGAGGUGCUGAAACCAAUGCACAGAGUGAACUUUCUUCCUGCCGGUUUGGAGGCGAGAGAUGAGGAAAGCAGACAUGCAUGCACAUGGCAAAAUAUAGAAGCAGGCAAAAUUAUACAGUUAAUUUUCAUUUAUUGUGUGAUUUAUUAUCAUACCAGGCCAAGUGGCCACGAGAUCUUGCCGCAUUUUUGUCCUUUUGUCCACAUUUUGGCCUUCUGAUUUGAAUAAAUAUCCUGAACUUGAAGGUGCGGGGGAAACACAAACCACACAUUAUCCAGGAUUCUUUUACCCGGGUUGAAAAACCCAACAAUUCAUCAAGUCCCGGCCCACUGUGUUUUUCUUACUACUAAAAAGCGCCUGUUUAAGUUGACGUAAAAUGUGAGAUCUAAGGGGUCAUUUCUAUGCAAAUGGGUCAAUUUAUGUCGAGGUGUUGUCGUAUUGUUAGCUUCAUCAUUAUCACUAAGCAGCCUGAAACAACAGCAACAUAACUACUGUCUCGUUUCUACUUACAUUUUGGUAUUAUCCUGGGACCUUUUGAACUUUAUGACUUCCCUCACAAAAAUCAAAUCUAACUACCAAAGGGAUGCUUAAAGUCAUGUGUUUACUUUUACGGAACCAGUCUGCUAUUGUCUCAACACAUCCCAUUCACCCACAAUG